Molecule: messenger RNA, 3192 nt
Organism: Daucus carota subsp. sativus
Lineage: Eukaryota; Viridiplantae; Streptophyta; Magnoliopsida; Apiales; Apiaceae
Exons: 8
Coding region: 1-2862 (953 amino acids)
Molecular function (GO): nucleic acid binding; zinc ion binding
Source: RefSeq, a predicted model, not a curated record
AUGGAAUGGAUUCUGAGGGCGAAGCAAGAUCAAGACAUCUACAAGCCUUACGAAUGUCCGGAAUACACAGAUGAUGAACUUUUCACCAUAAAAAUGCACUGUAAUGGUGAAAUGCAAGAAGACCCUAAGAAAUACAUUGGUGGCUUUGUGGUGUAUGUGGAUUUCUGUGACUCUGAUGCUAUUAGCCUGCUAGAAAUAAAUAGUAUGUUGGUUGAAUGUGGUGCAAGGGGUGGGUAUUACAAAUUGUGGUAUAAGCUGCCAGGUACCUUAAUGGAGAAUGAUUUGUUUGAGUUAGAGACUGAUGAAGAACUUAUGCUAAUGUGUACACUUAUAACCAACAAAGAGAGGCCUAAGAUAAAUAGGUAUGUAGAAUUAUUUGUGAGCAGGAUAUGUGCACCCUUAAAUGUAGAAUUAGAUGGGGAUUGGGCUCCUAAUCAAGAGGAAAUACAUAUGGGCAACCCUUUUCCUGAUUCUACUCAACAAGAAAUUGAUCUAGAGCAAGAAUUGAGGGACUUUGAGGGUUUGGAUAAAGACUUUUCUGAUCCUGCUGAUAGUGAGGAUUAUGAAUUGAAUGGGAGUGACAGUGAUGAUGAAACCUGGCAUUCAGAUGCCUCCAACAAGGACGACACCGAUGAUGAUCUGAUUUUUGAGAAAAAUAUUGACAAAACAGUGUUUGAAGAACAUGAUAUCCCUGAAGAGGAACCAGAGAAGGAUGAUAGUGUUCAUACUGAUGAUGAUAGUGUUUAUGCUGGGAGUGAUGAAGAAAGAAUGGCAGCAAAUUCUACCGAUGAGGAAGACGAUGACUUUCACGUGUUCAAUGAAGAUGUAGAUAUGGAAAGACCUGUUUUUAAGAAUGGUAUGUUGUUUAAGAAUUCACAGGUAUUUAGGAAGGCUGUAAGGACUCAUGCCAUUGUAGAGAGGAGACCAGUGGAACUUGUUCCAAACUACGGCCGGAAGGUGAAGUAUGUAUGUAAGAAGCCUUGUAAAUGGACUGUGUAUGCCUCUCCAUUUAAUAAGAGUGAAACUUAUCAGAUAAGGACUAUGGUGAAUAAGCAUACAUGCAUGCCUACUUUCCAUCAGAAACAAAUUAAUUCUGUGUGGCUUGCGGAGCAUUAUGAGAAGGAAAUAAGAAUGAAUCCUUCGUGGCCUGUAGCUGCUUUUCAUAAGAAGAUAUUCAAUGAUUUCAAGUGUGAGGUGUCAAAACAUGCUGUGUACAGGGCCAAGACAAGAGCAUUGUUGAAGAUAAAUGGCACUCACAGAGCACAAUUUGCUCAGGUGUGGGACUAUGCUUAUGAACUGAAGAUGAUACUCCCUGAUUCCACUGUUAAGAUUCUCUGUGAAGAUCCAGAACCAGGGACUGAGAGAGGAAGAUUUAUGAGAAUGUACAUAUGUUUGGGACCUUUGAAGAAUGCAUUUGUACAGUUCUGCAGAAAAUUAGUUGGGUUAGAUGGUUGCCACCUAAAGGGACCCUUUGGUGGACAGUUAUUGGCUGCAGUUGGGGUAGAUGCCAAUGAUGGCAUGUACCCCAUUGCAUGGGCAGUGGUAGAAUCAGAAACAACAGAGUCUUGGACUUGGUUUUUGGAACUCUUGAGUCAGGAUUUAAAGAUUCAAAGUGAUGCUGAUUGGACCUUCAUAUCAGAUAGACAGAAGGGACUCAUAAAUGCAUUGGAGCUGAUUGUACCAAAUGCAGAACACAGAUUCUGUGUUAUGCAUCUGUACCAAAAUAUGCACAAGGAGUUUAAGGGAAUUGCUCUAAGGCAGUUGCUUUGGAAAGCUGCUAGGUCUACAACAAAUUGGGAGUUUAACCUUCAUAUGAACAAGAUGAAAGAGAUUGCAUCUAGAUGUCAUGAGUGGCUCAUGGCUAAGCCAAAGAGUCAAUGGACAAGAUCUUCUUUUAGGACACUUGUUCACAGUGACAUGUUUGUUAACAAUCACUGUGAAGUGUUUAACAGUAGUAUAAGAAAGUAUAGGGACUUGCCUAUCAUUACCAUGUUUAGGGAGCUGCAUAAAUCAGUGAUGAAAAGGAUCCAAGUAAGAAGAGACAAAAUGGUAGCAAGGGACACUGUGAUAUGCCCUAAUGCACUUAAGAAAUUGAACAAGGCAAUUCAUCACGCUGGCAAUUGUGUUGUAACCUGGUCAGGAGGCACAUCAUAUCUAGUCACUUGUACAGAUGGUGGCCAUGAGCUAGUCGUGGAUUUAAACAAAAAAAGUUGUUCUUGCAGAAAAUGGGAUCUAUCUGGAAUUCCCUGCUAUCAUGCUUGUGCAUGCAUAGCAGUUAGGAAUGAACCAUGGGGGAAUCAUAUACAUGGCUUCUACACUAAGGAGUUGUACAUGAAGCUUUACAAUUGUACCUUGGAGCCAAUUAUGGGGCCAGAAUUUUGGGAACAAGCAUCUGAGCCAAGGCCUUUGCCUCCCAAUGUGAAGACCCCUGCUGGAAGACCAAAGAAAAAAAGGACCACAAGGAAUGACAUUCCUCAAGAUCCAACAAAAUUGAGCAAAGUAGGCACAAUUGUUAAUUGCACUUAUUGUAAAGCAAGAGGUCAUAAUACUAGAAUUUGUACAACUAAGAGAAAUGACAUGGCCAAAAAGGCAGCAGAGGAUGGGAGGUUGCCUAUUAUUCCUAAAUCUACAUGUGUGUGCAAAACUUGCAACCAACCUGGACAUAACUCAAGAACUUGUCCAGUCAAGAAACAACAGCAGCAAGGAGGCAAUGCAUCAACAAAAAAUGUAAGCAGGGAGCAAGACCAGCAAACAAUUCCAAAUACGAUGGGAGGUAGCUCCAGGACAGAAGGUCAAGGAACUCAAUGCAGCUCCUCAGUUGCAAAUCAGAAGAAGAAGCUCACUCCAAAGAGGAAGAGAUGAAGACUUGCAGCAUUUUUUUGCUUAGUUUUUGGUCAUUUUGGCAAAUAUCCCAAAAUUAUAUGUAUUCAUGACUGCUUUGUUUUUUGUUGGGGCUGGUUGGUUGGUGUGUAGUUUUAUGACACAAAUUUGCAAGUCAUAUGGUUGUUGGGAUUGUAAUAGCUGGCCUUCACUUUAUGGCUUUUUACCUAGAACUUUUGACAGUGCCAUGCUAUUUUGAGGCCAACAUUGAAUUAUGAUGUGCCAUUCUUAAGUUUGUAUUCAGUAAUGUACUAUUAACUGUGCAAUUUCCUACAAUUUUCGUUGGUAUGGAUGUCUAUUUUGGUUUUUCAA